Molecule: messenger RNA, 642 nt
Organism: Triticum turgidum subsp. durum (durum wheat)
Lineage: Eukaryota; Viridiplantae; Streptophyta; Magnoliopsida; Poales; Poaceae
Source: the annotation of a GenBank genome assembly
AUGUCCAUGGGUGCUGCGGCGACCGCGGCCGCCUGUUUCUCCUCCGCAUCCUCAGGCGUGUCACGGUGCCGCUACUGCCGCGUCAAGGCGCAGGCGACGUCAUGGGCAGGAGGGGCGGAGGAGCUGGUGCGGUCGGGCGCGGUGAAGGCCGUCCGGCCGAGGGACGCGGCGGAGGUCAUGGGCUCCGAGGGGUUCCAGCUGCUGGACGUCCGGCCGGCCUGGGAGCACGACCGCGCCGCCGUUCGGGGGUCCGUGCACGUGCCGCUGUUCAUGGCCGACGACGACAUGGGCCCAGUGACGCUGCUCAAGAAGUGGGUCCACCUGGGCUACAUCGGGCUCUGGACCGGGCAGUCCUUCACCAAGAUGAACGACCGCUUCCUCGACGACGUCGCCGCCGCCGUCGCCGGGAAGGACGCCAAGCUGCUCGUCGCAUGCGGCGAAGGCCUCAGGUCGCUGAUUGCGGCGAGGAUGCUGCACGACGACGGGUACAAGAACGUGGCAUGGCUCGCCGGGGGGUUUAGCAAGUCCGUCGACGGUGACUUCGCCGAGCUGGAGGGGGAGAGCAAGCUCCGGUAUGCCACCAUCGGGGGAGUAUCCUACAUCUUCCUUCAGAUCUUGCUGCUGCUGCGGGUGGUACAGUGA